GGCAUAUGAGAGAGAGAGAGAGAGAGAGAGGGAGAGAAGUAAGAGAGAGAAGAGGAGAUGGAGAACUCAAAUGGGUGCCAAAAAACACUUAAGGAUGUUUCACUUCAAGAACUAAGAGAUAGGCUUGCAGAGUUUGCUAGGGUGAGGGGAUGGGAACAGUACCACAGUCCUAGGAAUCUCCUUUUGGCUCUGGUGGGAGAGGUGGGAGAACUCUCAGAGAUAUUCCAGUGGAAGGGAGAAGUGGCUAGGGGACUACCCAACUGGAGCCCUAGUGACAAAGAGCACCUAGAGGAAGAACUCUCUGAUGUUUUACUCUAUCUAGUUCAACUUGCUGAUGUUUGUGGCCUUGAUCUUGGCCAAGCUGCUCUAACCAAGAUAGUCAAGAAUGCUAAAAAAUACCCUAUUAAUAACUAGGAACUUUCCUACCUAGUUUCAUAUGUAAUCAUGUAUUAGACCCUUUGUGGGUAUGGUCUUUUUUUUGUAUCAAACCUUUGAUCUUCAAGUUUGAGUUAGAAAGUUUUUUAUUUAUGCAUUUGUGAGCUAGUGAAUGUUGUGAGCGAAGUUUCGGAGAAACUGUUUCUCCUUUGUUAUAGCUAAGGAUCAUCUAUCCCUUCUGUUUUAUGUCAUCUAGUUUGAAAUUUUCUUAUUAUCAGUCUUUUAGACUUGAUUAUGUAGUAGAAAAAUAAUUUGAAGCGAGAAACAGAUAAAUAGGACAGAAGAUUUCUGUUUUAUUA
Molecule: messenger RNA, 734 nt
Organism: Camellia sinensis
Lineage: Eukaryota; Viridiplantae; Streptophyta; Magnoliopsida; Ericales; Theaceae
Biological process (GO): nucleoside triphosphate catabolic process
Molecular function (GO): nucleoside triphosphate diphosphatase activity
Source: RefSeq, a predicted model, not a curated record